Messenger RNA from Equus quagga, 1341 nucleotides. RefSeq names its product zinc finger protein 771 (gene ZNF771). Gene Ontology annotation, molecular function: RNA polymerase II cis-regulatory region sequence-specific DNA binding; DNA-binding transcription factor activity, RNA polymerase II-specific. The transcript has 3 exons. NCBI's taxonomy places the organism in Eukaryota, Metazoa, Chordata, Mammalia, Perissodactyla, Equidae. Gene Ontology annotation, biological process: regulation of DNA-templated transcription. Bases 123 to 1079 code for a protein of 318 amino acids. The record is from RefSeq and is a predicted model, not a curated record.
ACCGGCCGUUCUAGAGGUCCCGCCCCUCCCCGCCCCCAGAGCCGCGGCCUCCCAGAGUGCCCAACCGCCCGGCGCUCUGGCCUGGGGCAGCACGAGCGGCGAACCUGCGGCUGGACGCCAAGAUGCCUGGCGAACAGCAGACAGAGGAGGAGGAGGAGGAGGAAGAGAUGCAAGAGGAAAUGGUGCUGCUGGUGAAGGGUGAGGAGGAUGAGGGCGAGGAGAAGUAUGAAGUGGUGAAACUCAAGAUCCCUAUGGACAACAAGGAGGUCCCGAGCGAGGCGCCAGCGCCGCCGGCCGACCCGGCGCGCCCACACGCGUGCCCGGACUGCGGCCGCGCCUUCGCGCGCCGCUCCACGCUGGCCAAGCACGCACGCACGCACACGGGCGAGCGGCCCUUCGCGUGCACGGAGUGCGGCCGGCGCUUCUCGCAGAAGUCGGCGCUGACCAAACACGGCCGCACGCACACAGGCGAGCGGCCCUACGAGUGUCCGGAGUGCGACAAGCGCUUCUCGGCCGCCUCGAACCUGCGCCAGCACCGGCGGCGCCACACUGGCGAGAAACCGUACGCAUGCGCUCACUGCGGCCGCCGCUUCGCGCAGAGCUCCAACUAUGCACAGCACCUGCGCGUGCACACGGGCGAGAAGCCGUACGCGUGCCCGGACUGCGGACGCGCCUUCGGCGGCAGUUCCUGCCUGGCGCGCCACCGACGCACGCACACGGGCGAGAGGCCGUACGCAUGCGCCGACUGCGGCACGCGCUUCGCGCAGAGCUCUGCGCUGGCCAAGCACCGGCGCGUGCACACGGGCGAAAAACCGCACCGCUGCGCCGUGUGCGGCCGCGGUUUCGGCCACCGCUCCAACCUGGCGGAGCAUGCGCGCACGCACACGGGCGAGCGGCCCUACCCGUGCGCCGAAUGCGGCCGGCGUUUCCGCCUCAGCUCACACUUCAUUCGCCACCGUCGCGCGCACAUGCGCCGGCGCCUCUAUAUCUGUGCGGGCUGCGGCCGGGACUUCAAGCUGCCCCCUGGUGCCACUGCCGCUACAGCCACCGAGCGUUGCCCCGAGUGUGAGGGCAGCUGAGCCACCGUUACUGUCUAUGCGGGAUGCAAGCGUUCGGCUGAGGAAGGGCACGGUGGGACCCGCCAACUGGGGUUGCAUUAACCUGGACUGCUCCUCCCUGCCCUGCCACCCGGGUCUGGGAAAGAGUGGGACGGCAGGCCUGGCUGCCCUGGAACUGGGAGACAGGGAGAAUCACCCACCAGGGUCCCUGGAAAUCGUGCCCACCUCCCCGUCACUACAUCCCCUUGGCCCAUGUUAGUGAAUAAAAUAUAUCCUCAUCCCA